Lycium barbarum (goji berry) is the source of this 1844-nucleotide messenger RNA. RefSeq lists its product as uncharacterized. NCBI's taxonomy places the organism in Eukaryota, Viridiplantae, Streptophyta, Magnoliopsida, Solanales, Solanaceae. Gene Ontology annotation, molecular function: zinc ion binding. The transcript is spliced from 15 exons. The record is from RefSeq and is a predicted model, not a curated record. The coding region runs from base 158 to 1720 and encodes 520 amino acids. Gene Ontology annotation, cellular component: nucleus; cytoplasm.
UCUCUUGUAUGCACUGGAUUCUUCUGGUUCGUUAAACCCCAAACUUGCAGAACUUAAUAUUUUCCCUCUCCGCCACCAUUGUCUAAAACCUUAACCUUUGCAGUAUAUAGAGGAGAAGAGAAGGUUGAUUGGGAAAUAAUCAAAAUACUUUCUUGAAAUGGCAGUGCCAAAGGAACAGAUAAUGGAUGUAAGGUCAGUGGUGGAAGCAGUUCAAGCUGCUGGAGAUGAUGUUGAGAUUGAUACCCCUCUUUAUGUUGUUGAAAGCCUAUGUAUGCGAUGUGGUGAAAAUGGUACAACAAGGUUUCUCUUAACACUGAUUCCACAUUUUAGAAAGAUAUUAUUGUCAGCAUUUGACUGUCCACAUUGUGGUGAAAGAAAUAAUGAAGUGGAGUUUGCUGGUGAGAUUCAGCCUCGAGGAUGUUGCUAUAGCUUGCGUGUUCCUUCAGGCGAUCAAAAGAUGCUCGACAGAACAGUUGUGAAGUCUGAAAGUGCUACCAUCAAGAUCCCUGAACUGGAUUUUGAGAUCCCGCCUGAGGCUCAACGUGGAUCAUUGUCAUCGAUAGAAGGCAUACUGGCUCGAGCUGCCGAAGGUCUGGAGGCCCUUCAAGAUGAACGGAAGAAAGUGGAUCCCCAGAUGGCUGAAGCAAUAGAUCAGUUCUUGAUAAAACUAAGAGCAUGUGCGUCAGGAGAUUCAUCCUUCACUUUCAUUCUUGAUGAUCCUGCUGGUAACAGCUUCAUUGAGAACCCGUUAGCUCCAUCUGCUGAUCCCUCAUUGAAAAUCACAUUCUAUGAGCGAACUCCUGAACAACAGGCAGCUUUAGGGUAUCUUGCUGACCCUUCACAGCUUGGAGGACAACGUGAUGAGGUAUCAAGUGAGGGGAUAAAUAAUAUUCCUCAUCGACAACUAAAUGAACCACAUGGAUCAGUUGGAGCAAGAGCAGGACGUCAGGCUAUUGCUCAGGGUAACAGUGCAGAAAUGGCUGAAGCUCUAUUUCGAUAUUCAGCUCCUGAAGAGGUGAUGAUGUUUCCAUCAACUUGUGGAGCAUGUGCUGCGAAGUGUGACUGUAAAAUGUUUGUUACCAAUAUUCCAUACUUUCAAGAAGUAAUAGUUAUGGCAUCCGCUUGUGAUGCGUGUGGUUAUCGCAACUCUGAGCUGAAACCUGGUGGUCCUAUAUCUGAUAAGGGAAAGAAAAUUACACUUCGUGUGGAAAACAUUAAAGAUCUAAGCCGUGAUGUGAUUAAGUCGGAUAGUGCUGGGGUGGAAGUUCCUGAGCUUGAGUUAGAGCUUACUAGUGGUACUUUGGGUGGAAUGGUGACGACAGUUGAGGGUUUAAUCACAAAGAUCAGCGAAAGUCUUGAGAGAGUACAUGGAUUCACAUUUGGUGACAGUCUUCCCGAAGACAGGAAGAGCAAGUGGUUGGAUUUCCGAGCAAGACUAGACAAGAUGAAGAGUACGUUAGAUCAUUUGAGCAAAACGAGGAGUUGGGUCUUAAUGACAUGGACACCGCCUCGGCUGAUGCUGCUUACACUUCUGCAGACGCUGCACCCAAUGAGAAUGCUGAUAAGUGACGAUUUUGUGGUUAUCAGUAUUUACUUAUAUUUGCUCUGGCCUUAUAAUCUAAGGUUUGAGCUUCUUUUUGCUCCCUAUGUAGUUCUGUUUCUCUUUAUAGCUGUAAACUUUCCAGAUUAUCGCUUGCUUUUGCGUUGGGACAUGGGCUGACCUCGUUUCAGCAUUGUUGAUCAUGAAUGGCUGACCUCGUUUCAGCAUUGUUGAUCAUGAAUGAUGAAUUAUCAUAUACGUAUUUCUUGUAUUAAUACGAAAUGAAAUGUAGUUUAUUGGCUUA